This is a messenger RNA of Aspergillus costaricaensis CBS 115574, 2256 nucleotides long. RefSeq lists its product as uncharacterized. NCBI's taxonomy places the organism in Eukaryota, Fungi, Ascomycota, Eurotiomycetes, Eurotiales, Aspergillaceae. Bases 1 to 2256 code for a protein of 751 amino acids. The record is from RefSeq and is a predicted model, not a curated record. Gene Ontology annotation, molecular function: DNA binding. Gene Ontology annotation, biological process: silent mating-type cassette heterochromatin formation. Gene Ontology annotation, cellular component: SHREC complex; rDNA heterochromatin. The transcript has 5 exons.
AUGUCAAUCAUUAUGGAAGACUCGUCUUCACCAGACCACCAAAAAAUGGUCGUAAUACCAAUCAACCGGACAUUCAGCGACGGCACCCAGGACAACUGGCCCAAAGAUGAGAGAUUCCUGCGACCAGACGAUAGUUACUAUCGGGAGAAGCUGGCCUCCAUGUGGCUGCAGAAAACGGGGGCUUAUGAGCGUGGAGUGGAAUACAUCCUGGACAGUCUGCCUGAUGGUUAUGCUCUAUUUGACAGGCCGCGUAUUGCAAACCCCGACAUUUACGAUCGAUUCCUCUAUGGCCAUCCGACAGAUGUGUAUUUCAACUCUACGAAGCAGUUCUUUCCGCACUUCUACUAUCUUAUGACAGGCGGCCAAGAGCCAUGCACUUGUGUCCUUUGCGAGAAGAUGUCUAAGAGAAUACAAGAAGGCGGCUCAGAAAGACGAGGUCCUGGAAGGCCUCGGGGGAGACCUCAUGGGACUGGAACGCCGAUUCGAACCCCUGGUAGGCCACCGGGGAGGCCGCCUGGUCGACCUCCCGGAUCAAGCGCAAGCAAACCUCCCGGAAGGCCACCGGGAAGACCACCAGGAAGACCCGGACGACCCCCUGGUAGGCCCCCUGGCCGACCUCCAGGCAGGCCUCCAGGAAAGCUUUCGUCGGCGACAUGCCCGUGUACAGAUAACGAGGGGACACCAGACGUGUUCAAGAUGGCCGUUAUGCAGCUCGAGCUACAGGGGUUACAGGAGAAGGACAUCACAGAGCCUGGAAGCAUGGACUGGCGCGCAGAGCGCUCACCACUCGACGAAUACAUCCAAAAGCUGGACAUGCAACCGUCCUUUCUCCCCCGUGCCGGAGAAGUCGUGCUCUGGACGCCAGAUUUCGAAGGCGAACUCGCCUGGAACCCUGAACAUAACCAGAUUCAAGUAUAUUUCCCCAGCGAGAAGCGAUGGUCGGGCACCCCAGAAUGGCGAGCCGGUAUCGUCAGUCAGGUCCCAGAAGAAGACACCAUCUUCCAAGACAUCGUCCAGACAUCCCCCAAAAAACAGAGCGUCAACUACUCAGGCUUCCGCGUCGAAACCUUCCCUGACCCUCACAGCCCUGACAAGAGCUACUCCCUGCACUACAAAUACGUCUAUCUGAAAUCCAUCAAACCAUUCAACGCCUACGAACACUUCCUCCAAAAUAUCCCUCGCGAGAACCUCCACCCCUCCAUCGAAUACGCCAUGACCAUCAUGUCCUCCUUCAGCCUCCUAGACAAACACCACUUCAAAGGCAUCUGGCCCGACGCAUCCAUCUACAGCCGGGGGAUCUUCAUCGGCGCCGAGCUCCUGACCAUCGGCGACGCCGUCCGCCUAAAACCCCAGAACUACAACCCCAACAAUACCCCCAACUCAACCGUCACCGACAUAAUGGUAAUCGAAGAGAUCCGCCUCGACCUGAAAAACUGCGACUCAGACCGCAAAUCCAAGCACCUCGCAGAGAAAUACACCAUCCGCAUCCGCGGCAAGAUCUACACCCCCAGCGACCGCCGCAUCUACCUCACCAGCAACACCCUCCACCCCAUCAAACCCCUCACCGCAGACGAAGUCGUCUCCGCCUUCCACUACGUCGGCAUGAGCGGCUACGGCGACUGGUACCGCAUGCACCCCGGCGCCAUGGUCGACGUAUCCCAGGACAUGAUUCUCGGCCGACUCUACGAGCCCGACGCCCUGCAACUCAUGUUCGGAUCCUUAUCCCUCGGAUAUGAUCUCAACGGUGUGCUCCGCGGACGCGAGUACUCCCGCCAAGCGGACGAGCGCAUUCCAGAGGGGCAGAAAUGGUUCUGGGGCGAUUUCCGCACGCAGACGCUUGCGAUUGACUCGUUAAAUGGCGAGGAUGUGGGACAUUAUAGCGACGCUAGGGAUAUGAAGAUGUGGAGGGCGAAUCUUCGUGUAUUAGAUGGGGUGGCCAAAGCGGCGGAUUUCAGGGAGGCCAAGAUACCGGGCGAUGUGGGACGGCCGUCGACGAAGUCCAGGUCGAAUUUUGCCAAGGUUGGGAAGCUCAGUAAGCUUGUUAGUACGGGGUUGGGGGGUGCGGAUUUGAGUAACCCUGUUAGUGAGGCGGAGGAGGGCACGAGUCGGUUGUCUGAAGAAGAGGAAGAGGAAGAGGAGGAGGAGGAUUUCUCGCUCCGUAUGGAUCAGUUGCGCGGCGGGACAGAGGAAACAGAAGAAGGGGACUAUGUGCCUGAUAAAGAGAGGGAACCCAAGCGAGUAAGACAUGAUGAUUGA